AACUAGACAAACAAGUUAGAACAGAAGAAAAAAACUUUUCCGGUCAAAACCGUUUGAAAGCAGUUAACUUCCAUUAAUAAACAACAAAACUCUACUUAACUUCUAUAUGCAGUUAACUGUAUCCAUCUUCUUCUUCAACUUUCAUUUGAUCCAUUAUCUGAAGCUUUUCUCCACAAAAAUGCAAGAUCCGUCACAUCCAAACUCCGUUAAGUUACCGAAUCAACCGCCGUCGUCAUUUUCAGCUGCUGCAUUCCGUCCGUCUCACCACCGGCGAGCUCACUCGGAGGUGAACUUCCGGUUGCCGGAGGAUUUAGAUCUGGCAUCCGACCCAUUCGAUGCGCCGGCGGGAAGUUUCGAGGAGAUCGGAUCGGAGGAUGAUUUUUUCUCUACGUACAUGGACAUUGAGAAGCUCGGCUCCGGCGGUGGAUCUAACUCCGGCAGCGAUGCAGCAGCUGGUGGUCUCGAAAAUGCCGUUGGUAGUGGAGGGAGUAGUCGAGUGGCAGCUGAGAGUAGUGACGGAGAGAAAAGCAUGAUGAUGAAGCCACGUCAUAGGCAUAGUAAUUCAGUGGAUAGCUCAUCGAGUUUGUUGCUGAGUGAGAGUAUUGAAGCUAAGAAAGCUAUGGCUCCUGAUAAGCUGGCUGAGCUCUGGACUAUUGAUCCUAAACGUGCCAAAAGGAUUUUGGCAAAUCGGCAGUCUGCUGCUCGUUCUAAAGAGAGGAAGGCCCGUUAUAUAUCUGAACUUGAGAGGAAAGUUCAGACCCUUCAAACAGAAGCCACCACUCUUUCUGCACAACUGACCCUCUUCCAGAGAGAUACAACAGGGCUUACAAAUGAGAAUACCGAGCUUAAGCUCCGUUUGCAAGCUAUGGAACAACAAGCUCAAUUACGUGAUGCUCUGAAUGAAGCACUGAAACAGGAAGUUGAAAGACUUAAAAUAGCUACAGGGCAGAUAUCAGCCUCCUCAUCAGAUACAUACAAUUCGGGAAUGCAGCAAAUUCCAUAUAACCGACCAGCAUUCUUUCCUCAUCAGCCACAGCCAGGGCCAAGCGAAUUACCAAACAUACAGAUGCCGCAGUUUCACACCCUCCAGGGCAGCAUGUCUAAUCCCCGUGACCCUCUACUUGCUGGCCAUGCACAGGCUCUCACAGACGCAAUGCAACAAGAUCCUCUCGGUCAUUUUCAGGGUCUUGACAUCAACAGCAGGGGUUCUCAUCUUGUAAAAACUGAAGCCCCCUCUAUUUCUGCCAGUGAAAGCAGCAGUACGUUCUGAUUGAGUUGCCAAUUCGUGCAUUGCUCUCCCAACCCUAUUUAUUAAACUGUCCAUAGACUGACACAUGUUUAGCAUCCAGGAACUUCAGUAUUCUUAAAAUUUUUUGAUUACUUAUUUGUCCCAUUUGACUCAAGUUUAGGUUUCAGUAGCUUCAACAGGUCAUGAGGUAUUUCUGUUUCUCUUCAUUUUCUUUUCUUAAUCUGAAUCAAACCUUGUGGUUUAUUCAUGUAAUCUUUAGAGAAUAGAGAAGGUUGUCACUGCUGCUCGAUGGCUAUACGUUCUGGUGUGAGGUCUUCAGUGUCAUUGACAUUGUGUUAUUGCAUUUUCUAGUGUGUGAAGUAAGUCUGUUAGGCUAAUUAAUGCACUCCAUUCUUUGAGUAACUAAGUAUGACUCCACAAUUACUACUGAUAGUUUAUUGUUA
Messenger RNA from Nicotiana attenuata, 1692 nucleotides. RefSeq names its product transcription factor RF2b-like. Gene Ontology annotation, molecular function: DNA-binding transcription factor activity. Gene Ontology annotation, biological process: regulation of DNA-templated transcription. Lineage: Eukaryota; Viridiplantae; Streptophyta; Magnoliopsida; Solanales; Solanaceae. Gene Ontology annotation, cellular component: nucleus. Bases 107 to 1270 code for a protein of 387 amino acids. The transcript has 4 exons. The record is from RefSeq and is a predicted model, not a curated record.